CCGCCGCCGCCGAGCUGCUGCUCAGCGCCUUUUGCAUGAAGAUGGCGGCUCCCACCGCCAGCAAGGCAGCCUCCCUGGGCUGUAACAACAAGCCUUCGUUCCCGGAGCUGGAUUUCAGGUCCGGAGCUCGGGUGGAGGAAUUGAACAAACUCAUCCAAGAAUUCACGAAGCACGACCAACGGGAAUACGACGACCAGAGAGCGCUGGAGAUUCACACAGCCAAGGAUUUCAUCUUUUCCAUGCUGGGGAUGGUACAAAAACUGGACCAAAAACUUCCAGUGGCCAAUGAGUACCUGUUGCUUUCUGGAGGUGUCCGGGAAGGCGUGGUGGACCUGGACUUGGAUGAGCUGAAUGUCUAUGCCCGGGGGACUGACUAUGAUAUGGACUUUACUCUUCUGGUGCCAGCCCUGAAGCUGCAUGACCGGAAUCAGCCUGUGACCCUCGAUAUGCGCCACUCAGCCUUGUGCCACUCUUGGCUAAGCCUCCGGCUCUUUGAUGAAGGGACGAUCAGUAAGUGGAAAGACUGCUGCACCAUCGUCGAUCACAUCAACGGUGCUACCAACUACUUCUUCUCCCCAACCAAAGUGGCCGACUGGUUCUAUGACUCCAUCAGCAUUGUCCUGUCAGAGAUCCAGAAGAAGCCCCAGCGAGGGAUGCCAAAGGUGGAAAAGGUAGAAAAGAACGGGACCAUCAUCUCCAUUAUUCUGGGCGUGGGCAGCAGUCGCAUGCUCUACGACAUUGUCCCUGUGGUAUCCUUCAAAGGUUGGCCUGCGGUUGCCCAGAGCUGGCUGAUGGAGAAUCACUUUUGGGAUGGAAAGAUCACCGAGGAAGAGGUUAUCAGUGGGUUUUACCUGGUACCCGCUUGCUCCUACAAGGGAAAGAAGGACAACGAGUGGCGGCUGUCCUUUGCCAGGAGUGAGGUACAACUGAAGAAGUGUAUCUCUAGCAGCCUCAUGCAGGCCUACCAGGCCUGCAAAGCCAUCAUCAUCAAACUCCUGUCCCGGCCCAAGGCUAUUAGUCCCUACCACCUGCGGAGCAUGAUGCUCUGGGCCUGUGACAGACUUCCUGCCAACUACUUGGCUCAAGAAGACUAUGCAGCCCACUUCUUGCUGGGCCUCAUCGAUGACCUGCAACACUGUCUCGUCAACAAGAUGUGCCCCAAUUAUUUCAUCCCUCAGUGCAACAUGCUGGAGCACCUGUCGGAGGAGACGGUCAUGCUCCACGCCCGGAAGCUCUCCUCCGUCCGCUCAGACCCGGCAGAGCACUUGCGCACGGCCAUCGAGCACGUCAAGGCGGCCAACCGGCUGACGCUGGAGCUGCAGCGAAGGGGCAGCACCACCAGCAUCCCCUCCCCGCAGUCUGACGGAGGGGACCCCAACCAGCCCGAUGACCGCUUGGCCAAAAAACUGCAGCAGCUAGUGACUGAGAACCCGGGGAAGUCCAUCUCUGUCUUCAUUAACCCCGAUGAUGUCACACGACCCCAUUUUAGAAUUGAUGAUAAAUUUUUCUGAGCGUUUUGCUGACUGUUUCUUUUGUUUUCCUCCCGUUUCUUGGUUCUAAAACUCUCCUAACCUGCAAUGUGGUUUGUGAUGCUGUCUUUCCGUUUUUUUACAUAUCCAGCCUAGAUUGGAUCUGUUAAGAACACAUUUUACGUUUCCCGAUGGUGCAGGCUCUGGAACAGUACAUUACUAUUUCAUACUCUGCUGCUUAUUUUUGUUGUUGUUGUUACUGUUGUUUACUUUGUUGUUGUCACCUAGUUUGUUUGUUUUAAGGAGAACUUGAGCCAUAGAAGAAAAUGCACAGGAACCUGCUCAUAUUUUCCUUUUUUAUACUUUGUGCAAAUUUGCUAACGGGGCUGGGGAAACAAAUGUCCUUCUGACAUUUAAGUAUUUCAUUCUUUGUAUGGUUUGUUUUUAUUUUCUCCUCAAUGAGUUUCAUCACCAUAGACAUUUGAGAGCGUUGUCUGAACCUGGGAAUUACUGGCAUAUUAGCUGGAUUUAUUUCUUUUGCCCAGUGGCCAGGGAUGUUUCCUUCUUUUUCACCAAACGUUGUAGACUUGGAGUGUGAUAAUGCUACAAAUGGUGUUUUGGAGCAACUUCAUUGAAUGUAAUUGUCCUUGAGUCAGAACCUUGGAUGGUUUCGGAGGGUGUAUUUGACAGCUUUCCAGCCAGAAUGAAGGUUUUCCAAUGUUAGGUUUUAGUCUGUGUACUUAUUUGAAGCCUUAUUUAAAUCCUAUUGAAGAACAUACCAUUAUAAUUGUUAUUUGCACUAAUGAAAUCCUUUCCAUUGUCAGAGUCCCACCGUGUACAUUUCAGUAGGAAUUAACAUCUACUAUUGAUAUGCUAUCAUUUUUCUUUCCCAUUUUACCCAAUCAACAGAAUGAUUUUCUGCUUUGUUUUAGUUCUCCUUCAAUUGUGGGGUCCCCUGUUGCCCUCUUUGAUUUUCUGUUUCCUUGUCUUACUGAGAGAAGUUUUUAAAGCUUUAUACCUGGUGAUUGACUUUACCUAAAGCUUGGAAAAAUAUCUACGUGCUAAAAUAGGUGUCUUUGUAUUUAUUUCUCUCUUACCUUUAUAGAGGUAAGCUUUUUUGUAAAGUCUCCUUCCCUUUACUGAGGAGUUUUGAGGAAAACUGGCAGGAAGAAUUAUAAUCCCCAAAUUGAAGGUGUCAUGCCUGUUAGAAAGCCGACUUGGCCGUACAGCAGAAACCGGGAAAUCUCUGGAUGGCAGCCUUGGUGGAGAGGUGUCCUGUCUUCAUGAAUGAAAUUUGCUUGCCAGGUUUAGGUGCCACAAGGCAUUGGCUCCGUGUUUUGAUGUGGACUCAUGGCAAGCUGGUGUCUGAGAGGUCAGGUGCCUGCUGAUCUCUCAAUGGAUGCCCGUGAUGUCUACGGUUAGAAAGGCCAGGCAACGUUUUGGUUUUGAUCUUGAAUGUCAAGACUUAUACAUUGGAUUUUGGCUGAUUGAAACCAGGCAUAUGUGGUCUUGGGUUUUUGCAUGGGAAUUAAUGUAAUGCUUAUAAAUGAAAAUGAAAUCAUUCAACCAUCUUAAGUCAAACACAAAAAUAAUAAUAAAAAAAGAAACAUACCAGCCUUGGAAUUUUGUUGUUGUUGCUAGUUUAUAGUCUGGAAAUCUUUCUCUUAUUAGCAAUGCUAAUAAUCAUUUUCAGUAAAUACAGCCCACACCAAACCCGUUGCCAUCAAGUCGAUUCCAACACAUAAUGACCCCAUAGGACAGAGUAGGGCUGCCCUAUAGGGCUUCCAAGGAGAAGCAGGUUCAUUUGAACUGCUGACAUUUUGGUUAGCAGCCAAGCUGUUAACCACUGUGCCACCAGGGCUCCCAAUACAGCUGUUGUCAUGUAUAGUGAACUUCCAGCAUUCAUUCUUUCCUUUCCCCAGAUUUUCCUACUAGUAUCUCCCUAUCCUCCAAAGAGCUUACAUCCUUCUCUGGAAAUGAUUCAUCCCCAGCUCGACUGCAUUCUGCUCGACGUAAGCCAAUCACCGCAAACCAUUUCCUGGGCCACAGUCAUUAACUAGGGAUUGGGCGUGUGGUGUAAGCUGCUCCAAUCAGGGAGAUGCCCAGGGUUUGAGCGUGGAAUGCUGGGACAGAAGCAUGUACUCUCCCUGGGAUAUGAAAAAGGAAGCACUUGGUGUCUGUCACUACUGACAACUAUCACACAACCUUGACUCGAGCCAGCCUUAGUUAAAGUUGACAUUGGAUAAAAAUCAUAAGCACCAGACCAUACCGCCCCCCUCCCUCCCAAGUCUGGUGUCUUUUCUCUCACCAGGCUUUCUAGUUAAGCAAGUCAGCAAAUGCCCUCUGAUUUUAGCCACUUUGUGUUUGAAUCAAUUCAUCCAAAUAUUUAAGCUGGUAUACCAAGCUACUUUAGCAUGUUUAAACUUUUGCAGUUGAUGUGUGUCUCCUUUCUUUGUGGGGAUGGGAAUCAGAGGUACCCGUCUGUUUUAUCUAAGAACUGGGUAAUGCUCUCUGAUUUGACUAGCCCAAAGACUGUCAUAGCCUCUAGCACUAAUAGCUUCUUAACAUUUAUUAUACCUUGGCCAUAAUGUUAAAAGAAAUGUUAAGCAUAUCCACAUAGCUGUUUUCAACUAUAAACUGCCCUAACUGCUUCGAAUUGGUAUCUCCAGUAUCAUUAGCAAUAUUUGCAAUAUUUUAAAUGCUGUGGUUUCAGACAAAAUGUUAUUGCAAAAGUGGUAAGAACCUAGCUUCAGAGAUCCUCAUAGUACAUUUUCCCCUUGGUUCCAUGCUACCUCUAGAACUAGUGGAGAGCUCUUUACAAAAUUUUGAUUAAACUUGACAAAAAAGUCCAGAGGAC
Molecule: messenger RNA, 4326 nt
Organism: Loxodonta africana (African savanna elephant)
Lineage: Eukaryota; Metazoa; Chordata; Mammalia; Proboscidea; Elephantidae
Gene: MB21D2
Product: Mab-21 domain containing 2
Exons: 2
Coding region: 36-1511 (491 amino acids)
Source: RefSeq, a predicted model, not a curated record